AUGUUAGAGCACCUUUUCGUUAUUCGACUUAGGAUAACGAAAGAAUUAUUUGCAAUGAAUAAGAAAAGUCGAGGUCGUUCUCCUCGUACAAAAACUAAGACAGACUUUAUUGAAGCAUGUAAUGAUGGUACAAUCCGUCAAUUUCCAUCGAAAAACGCUGGACGUGUUGAUUAUGCAAUCAAGGCCCACGAGGAAAUCACAGAAGGAAAGUUAUACAAUGUGGUCAUUGGCUUCGAUCAGAAUCUGGUGCAAUGCGAAAUUGCGAUGAAGAAACACAAAGCGGAUGCUGCUUUUGGGGAGGACUUCGAUUAUAUCUAUAGAAUUGUCACGAGUGGUAUUUCAGAUAUGCAACAUAAAAGAUUCGUAUUAGGUUGGUACUGA
Molecule: messenger RNA, 381 nt
Organism: Funneliformis caledonium
Lineage: Eukaryota; Fungi; Glomeromycota; Glomeromycetes; Glomerales; Glomeraceae
Source: the annotation of a GenBank genome assembly